AUGUAUGAAUAUCGUAUCUACGUAAGAUUCAUCUACUGCAUUCCAUCAUGUGUCCUCUAUGUAUUUGUGCUCAUUGCACUCUUCAAAGAGCACAAAGGAGUUCCAGGACGAUUCUAUUCACUGCUGAUAGUACAGGCACUUCUUAACGUCCUUGUUUUUGUGAAUUCUUUUUAUGUUGUUCAAAUGGCGAAUAUUACUAACGAGAGCAACUGGUGGAGUGGAAUUUACAACAGGACACCGUUAUUUAUAACGUCAAUAAUAUGGAGCUAUGGGUUUCCAAGUAGCGUUGCGAUCACACUGCUCACGCCAUUCUGGUCUGUAUACCCGUUGCUUACUCAUUCCAGUUAUUUUAUAAUCGACAAUAAUACUAACUGCUUCGAUGUCACUUCCACCGCGCGCAAUUUUGAACUCGCCGCUUAUUUUUUUAAGCAGAGAGGCAUUCUCGCAAUACUUUGGCGUGGAUCCUUAAUCUAUCCAGUACUGAUUAACAUGGGAAAGAUCAUGAGCGAAUUAUUUAUAUUUCUGACCGUGCUUUUAGUAGCUACAUCGUUAGUGAACUGUGUUUCCGUUAUUCUACUUUUCAUUCGCUCAAAACGAUAUCAUGACAAAGCUGAAAGGAACAUGUUUAUCUUGGCAUUCCUUGAUUUUCUUAUUCAAGUCACGUUUUAUAUACUCUUUGCUCUCAUUUAUAAGCGUGCAGAUAAUAACGGUAUAACGGACUUCUUGGUACCAUAUGCCUCCGAUGUGGUCACCUUCUCGAACGCUUACCUACUUAUCAUUCUGAACAAGAAAAUUCGCCGACGAGUGUCGAUUUUGGUCAAAUGUCGAGGUUUGUUGCCAUACUAG
Ostertagia ostertagi is the source of this 846-nucleotide messenger RNA. The record is from the annotation of a GenBank genome assembly. NCBI's taxonomy places the organism in Eukaryota, Metazoa, Nematoda, Chromadorea, Rhabditida, Trichostrongylidae.